AUGGAAGAAAGACGUUCCUGGCAAGCUUCGGGCCGGGGCAGGCAGCCACCAAGUGGCACCGGCGGGUCCUGGGGUAAGAAAUACGAGACAGCCUGCGAGCUGCCAGGUGAUCCGACCACUGGGCUCCGCAUCUCCUGUACCCUGUGCUCCAGGUCCCCAGUGGCAGCGGCCGCCAGCCCCGCGUUCCUUCUGUGCCUCCAGCUUCUGCUCCUGCUGUCCGACUGGUACCGAGCGGGGUGAGCCGACCUUCACUCUCUUUGCUAUGAAAUCACCAUCAUCCCUAAAUUUAGACCUGGACCACGGUGGUGUGCGGUUCAAGGCCAGGUGGAUAAAAAGACUUUUCUUCACUAUGACUGUGGCAACAAGACAGUCACACCCAUCAGUCCCCUGGGGAAGAAGCUCAGUGUCACAAAGGCCUGGAAAGCACAGAACCCAGUACUGAGAGAGGUGGUGGACAUGCUCACAGAGCAACUGCUUGACAUUCAGCUGGAGAAUUACACACCCAGGGAACCCCUCACCUUGCAGGCCCGAGUGUCUUGUGAGCAGAAAGCCGAAGGACACAGCAGUGGAUCUUGGCAGUUCGGUUUCGAUGGACAGGUCUUCCUCCUCUUUGACUCAGAGAACAGAAUGUGGACAACGGUUCAUCCUGGAGCCAGAAAGAUGAAAAAAAAGUGGCAGAAUGACAAGGAUGUGACCAUGUCCUUCCAUUACAUCUCAAUGGGAGACUGCACAAGAUGGCUUGGGGACUUCUUGAUGGACAUGGACAGCACCCUGGAGCCAAGUGCAGGAGCAUCACUCACCGUGUCCUCAGGCACAACCCAACUCAGGGCCACGGCCACCACCCUCAUCCUUUGCUGCCUCCUCAUCAUCCUCUGCUGCUUCAUCCUAGCUGGCAUCUGA
Mandrillus leucophaeus (drill) is the source of this 900-nucleotide messenger RNA. RefSeq names its product NKG2D ligand 2-like. NCBI's taxonomy places the organism in Eukaryota, Metazoa, Chordata, Mammalia, Primates, Cercopithecidae. Gene Ontology annotation, cellular component: external side of plasma membrane. The transcript is spliced from 5 exons. Gene Ontology annotation, biological process: immune response; antigen processing and presentation of endogenous peptide antigen via MHC class Ib; antigen processing and presentation of endogenous peptide antigen via MHC class I via ER pathway, TAP-independent. The record is from RefSeq and is a predicted model, not a curated record.